AUGCCCAGGAUGGGUGACCGCUCACACAGCUCCCCACACCAGCGUGGUCUCUGUCAGGAGUCACGGGCCCUGCAUUUUCAAGUUGGGACUGCGGAAUCCAUGGUUUCACCUCCUUCCUUCGACUGUGUCCUGCUGUGGCUGCUGCUACUCACAGGGUCUUUGGAAGGGGUAUACGUAGCUGAAGUGGGUCAGAAUGCUGAUCUGCCCUGCACCUACACUCCCACCCCUUCUGAGGAUCCUGUGCCUGUCUGCUGGGGCAGGGGAUCCUGUCCAGUGUUCGAAUGUCAUAGUAUGGUGCUCAGCACAGAUGGAAGGAACUUGAAAUAUCAGACAUCCAACAGAUACCAGCUGAAGAGGAGUAUCCACAAAGGAGAUGUGUCCUUGACUAUAGAGAACGUGACUCUAGCUGAUAGUGGGAUUUAUUGCUGCCGCAUCCAGUUCCCAGGCCCAAUGAAUGAUAAAAAAUUAAACCUGGAGUUGGUCAUCAAACCAGCCAAGGUCACCUCUGCUCGGACUUCAUGGACAGACUUCACCGCAGCCUUUCCACGGAGGCUCACUACCAAGGGACGUGGUGCAGAGACACAGACACUGGAGGGUCUCCAUGAUGGAGAACACACUCAAAUACCCACGUGGACUAAUGAGUUACAAGACGCUGGUGCGACCACCAGAAUGGGAGUCUACAUUGGAGCAGGGGUCUCCGCCGGGCUGGCUCUCCUCCUUAUCACUGGUGCUUUAAUUCUCACAUGGUAUACUUAUAGCAAAGAGGAGUUACAGAACUCAAGCCUCCUCGCUUUGGGCAGCCCCCCUCCCUUGGGGUUAGCAAACACAGGAGCAGAAGGAAUGCGCUCGCAGGAAAACAUCUAUGUCAUUGAGGAGAACAUAUAUGAAAUGGAAGACCCAUAUGAAUACUACUGCUAUGUCAACAAUGAGCAGCAAUCCUGA
Molecule: messenger RNA, 942 nt
Organism: Enhydra lutris kenyoni (northern sea otter)
Lineage: Eukaryota; Metazoa; Chordata; Mammalia; Carnivora; Mustelidae
Product: hepatitis A virus cellular receptor 2
Exons: 8
Coding region: 1-942 (313 amino acids)
Source: RefSeq, a predicted model, not a curated record